CCGCGCCCGCCGGGAAAGGCGCGCGAGGUUCGAAGGCGGCGCUGAGGCGCGCGCGCGCGCCGGCCCCGGUCCGGGAUGGCGCAGGCCUUGAAUCGUUUAAAAAAAGACUACAGAGCAAGAUACUGCCAUGGAGGAGGAAAUAAGAUUGAUCUACAGCCAGGUCAAAACGUACUGAAACUCAUACAGGAUUGUUUUGAAAGUUGCAGCAAUGAUCUUACAAUAAACUCUCCAAAUAGCUCAACCUUUGUUUUGAAAAAUGAGAAGAGGACUUCAAUCCAGAGACAAAGGCCCAAGGCAGGGUCAGCCAGCUCUGUGAAAAGAGCCCGUGAGUCUGCAGAACCCUCACCUGCAUCAGCACUAAAACCAGUCAGCAGCAGAGGACUGUCAUGUGAAUCACACCUGAAGGCUGCAACAUCUGAUUACGUAGCUACUCCUAAAAAGACAGAGUCUCUUGUGUCUGAAAGUGAAAAGAAAAAUACUUUAAAAGAUGUUGAAGCACCAUGCCAGUGUCCAGCUGUGCCUUUGAACCCUGAGGAUAAUCGUGGGGCUGUUGGAUCACCUCUUCCUGUGGAGGAAGCGAAAAGUUCUCCUGCAGUUAAACUGCAUUUUGAUAAGAGGAGUACACCAACUGCAGCAAAGAGCCAUGGAGAAGUGGAAAAUUUGGAAGGACCUCUGCCUGGGAGAGAAGAGCACGUUGUUCCUGUGCAAGGAACAGAACGUGUUACUGCAUCAUCUGCCCGGAGAGAGAAGAACUUCUCUUCAGCUGUCAUUGCAGCUGUAGCAACAGGAACAUUUGGACAGAGAUAUUCAACCUCCAUAUCACCACCAUCACCUCGCCCUGUGAAAUAUCAAGAAAUAGAAAUAGAAAAUGAAUGUGAAUUUUUAAUUGAUGAAUCAGGUGGUGCAUCUUUUACUUCUUGGCUUUCGAUACCCACUAAGAAGAAAAAAUCAAAAACUGAUGGCUCUGCAGCUCCCAUUUCUAAGCCUCAGCCCUCUGAAAAGAAGACACAGAAUAAGACAGUCAAGAACAGAAAAGUUCAGGGUAAAGCACUUACUAAACAGAAACUGGAUCAUCCAGAUAUUGGAGCUUUUGACUUCAAAGAAACGUCAGUGUCAGAUCCAGUCCCUAGUAGUGAAGAAAAUGUCCUUAAAACUCAAAGCCGAAGAAGUCCUUGUGCGGGAAAGACUGAAAAGGAUGCACUUAGACAAGACUCUCCAAACCAGAAAAAGAACACAUCCUGGAAACCAGAAGCUGAAAUACCAAUGUGGCCUGGAUUGGAAACAGAAUCAUCUGAUGAAGAGCAGCGUAAAACAAGUGUGCCAAGUGAGGAUUUACCUGUGCCCUCAUCUGGGCAUCAGAAAAAGCAGACUGUGUCACUGAAAAAGUCUCUCAAGUCUUCCAAGAAUCUGCAGAUGGCUUCUAAAGCUUCUCAGCAUUUAGUUAAGAAGAAGCAAACUGCUAAGCAGAAACUUCCAAAGGUCAAAGUAGCUAAGAGAGAGACAGUAACUCCAAGGAAAAUAUCUGUCCAGAAAAGUAGUAAUAAAAAGCCUCAGUUACAAAGAGAGGAGAGUUCUAACAGUGGACCUGGUGAAGAAGAGCUUGAAAGAGAGCCUGUGGAACUGAAUGAAGUAUGCACCACAUCUUUGCAUCAGAAAUUAGAGACUCCUGUGAUUCAGAAGUUGACUAACCCCGAAAAGCCUGGAAAUGCAUUACACACACCAGAGUCACCUGGUGAUGCCAAUAACAGAACUCCUCUAAAAGCACUCCAGCAUCCCGUGGAGAGUGUGAAGAAUCCAGGAAAGAAAUGCUCUGCCAAGUAUUCAGGGAAGAGACCCAAAAAGAUUCCACGUAGAACCAAUAAAGCUCUUCACUCAAGCUCUGAAGGCUCUGAGUCUCAAACAGAUUCUGACAGCUCUUCUGUACAGGACACGGCAAGGAAAAAACAGAAGUUACCAGAUGUGAAAAUAAAAAGUAAAAAAAGAAAACAUAACAGACAGCGUGGACCACAGGAUUCCUUUGUAGCUGAGAGGGUUGUGAGUUGCCAAAGUGGGCUUGUUCUAGAAGAUGGACUUGCUUCCAGCACUAAGUGUCCUGAGCAGGAUGAUAUAUCUUCAGAUAAUUCUGAAGACUUGAAUUACAAAUUAAGACAUCUGUUGUCAGACGAAAUAGCAAAGCAUAAAAUAGUCAUGCCUUCCAACACACCUAAUGUUCGUCGGACAAAAAGGAUACGGCUGAGGCCUCUGGAAUACUGGAGAGGCGAGCGCGUAAACUACACUAUGAAGCCUUCAGGAGGGCUUGUGAUUAGUGGACUCGUGCAUCCAGAAACAGAAUCUCCCAGGAAGAGUAAAAGGAGGAAGGAUUGUCCCAAGCAGAAAAGAGAUAAAACAGAUAGAGGAGAGAUACCUCCAAGUUUGGACCACAGCCUAGCUGAUGCAUCUAAGCCAGUCAUUGUACUGGACCCAGUAACAAAUAAUGAAGUGCAUCUAGAUUGUAUAAACACUGCAGACAGUCAAACGCACUUCUUCAAAAAUGAAGCAGUAGAAAUACACAAAAAUUUGAAUACGUCUCUUUUUGCAACUGGUAGAUUGAUUCUGAAACCAUAUAAAGAAAAGGGACACCAGUUUGUCGACAAGGAUACAAUAGCUUUCCAUAUUAUCCAUGGCAAAGCUAUUGUGACAUUACAUAACGCGUCGUAUUGCCUGACUGCAGGGGACUGCUUUUAUGUUCCAGCAGGAAAUGGAUAUAACAUACGAAAUCUUCUAAAUGAAGACUGUGUUCUUCUCUUCACCCAACUCAAAGACAGGUGUUUGAGUGGGCCCACCCUAACAUUACAAAUGAAUACAGAGCAGCUGAAAUCAAGAUAAGAAGAGUUGAGGGAAAAAACACAGAAGAAUGUUGGUUGUUUGCUGUCAAACUGAAAUGGCAUACUGAAGGGCCUUGCUCUGAAUCAGUCACUGUUCUUGUGCCAUCCAGUGACAGAAAGAUAAAAGUAUGAAAUGUGUGGGUGUAUUUGUUGUUCCAAAUUGUAUCAAUAUGCCUAAUCUCCCUAAAGAUGCUUAGCACUUGAAAAAACGUUGGCAUCCUCAGCUAACAUCUGAUAGAUAGUCUUAACGACUGCCUGGUACAACCUGCUUAGAAUAAUCUCUGUUUAAAUGACAAACCUGCUGUUUGCAUUCCAGUAAUUGUUGUCUAGGAGAUGGGCUGCUGCAAGGCUGCUGUGCUGGGGUCCAGCUGCCUUCUCAUAUGUUAACGACAGGCAACCCUUCCUUGUCUGGCAGCUGGAUGAUUAGUGCCUCCAAUCUGAAUAGGAAAAUAGGAGCUCUUAAGUAGGAGCUUAUCACUUGUGUCUUUUGUGUGGAAGCUAUGGCCUGAUUAGCUCUGAACAUUGUUGAUAGCUUUAUUUUGUGUAACAGUGAUAGGUCAUUGCCAAAUGUAUUACUUUAAUAUCUCCUUUUGAUUUGCUUGCUGUGUUCCUGGAUAAUAAUGAGGACCUUUGGGAAAGCUGUAAUUAUACUGUAUACUCCAGAAGCCAAGUCUAGACAGCAGAUGGUAUACAUAGCAUUUGUCUCCCAAGCUCUUUGAGGUUCCUUCUGGCUGAAGAUAAGGAUAAACUACAGCUCUUCUCAUAUGCUGCUUUCUUUCUCUGGUCAUUGCUAUCCUUGAAGAGAAGGAGAUAAGGAAAAUUGAAUUGGAAUUGUGAACUCUUAAGGACUUGAGGAUUGAGCACUAACCUUGUAACCAGUCUUGGCCAUGAUCUUUAUGCUAAAUCUAGAGUAUACAUUAAAGUAGGAAAGAGAAAUUGGCUUUCAGCUCUCAGCUAAUUCCCUGUGUCUGUGAAAGGUCUUGGACACCAAGAUUAUUGUGCCUCUGUGAAAGAUCCUUUGGAUUGGGGAAUUUGAGCUAAUACUUUGUCAUUCUCUUUGAAGCUCCUAUGGCUAGUGCAUAAGUAGACUGACAGUGGAAAUACUUGGUAGAAGUUGUGUGCUUUCUUUUCAGUCAUGGCUAAGUCUCAUGUAGCUCUGAGAAGAUGAAACAGGAACGUGCCUGUCUUGAAACAAACUAUUUACUGUCAGAGUUCAGACUACACAGAAAGUCCUUUUUUUUUCCAGUCCUUUUUUUCAACUUUUGUAAGCAGUUUAAGAGUUAAAAAAGAAAAAAGUCAUUUAGUCACUCCGUAUAAAUUUGAUGUUGGCAGCUUUUCUAAAUUUUGGGCUUGGGUUGGUCUCUUCAAGGUCAGCAAGAUUCAAAUAAUGUCCUUCCUGUGCUGGAGCCAUACCAGCUACCAGAUGGGCACACAUGCUGUCUCACUGCUUGAGGGGAUCCCACCCACUAAAACGUUUAGUUUUUAAGUCUUUCAGCUCCUCAGGCCUACAGAGAUCUGGAACUUUGCCACUUGGAAAAAGUACAGGGCUAGGAUUAAACCUAAGACUCUGCUUCUAACCCAAGCAGGUCUCCCAGCGGUCAGGCCAUGGAUGUGAUGGUCUCUGAUCUCAGCAGCAAAUUGGCUCCAGUUAAAAAUGAGAACAAGAAAACUUUUCAGUUGUGUUAAUAGCCAGGGAGUUCUGAACAAAAAUGCCCUGCAGAUUCUUUUCUGUGUUACCUCUCUGCAGAUUGGGUUGCAGAAGGAUGGAUACUGAAGGGGUUAGUGUAGGUAACUUAUGUGUAUGGACUGCAGGGCUUGUGGUCCUGAAGGAGAGUGUGGGUGGAUGCUGUGGCAGAGUUCAGCAGCCCCUGCUUUCCAGGGAUGUGUUUUCAUUAGGUGGGCUGGGAUAAGAAGUGAUGACUGUCAUAUCAGGCACAGAUGUGUCUUUGCCCCCUGCAACUUGGCAGCAAGAUCAUGAGGGGUUUUCUUUUGAGUCAAGAGAAAUAGUUCUUCAGGAUGCUUUCUAAGGCAGAUUUAAUGUGUGCAGACCUUUUCCUGACACAGGCUGGAAAGUGCAGGUGUUCAAAUGCAGGUUUCAGGUCAGCAUGCCUGUUUGUGUUUUCCUAAUUCUAUGGCUGGGAGUGUCAGGGAGAACAGGGCAGAUUUGGUAAAGUAUGUCACUUUUUAGGCUGGAUGGCUUUGUUGCUCUCUGGCUGGUUGGUUUCUUGAGACAAGUGUCUUGUGUAGUUUGCAGAGAACAUUUUGUAGCUGGACUACAUCUGAAUAUGAUUGUGGUUUACCUUUUUUAAGAAGCAAUAUCAAGUUUGUCAAGGGAUGUUCUCUGGAAUACUGCUCUGGUUUAGCAACAGUUCUAUUAUUUGUCAGUAGAUGGGGCUUCAAGCACAGCUCUUAGUCCUUUGUUGGCCUCUGGGCUCAGGAGGAUCUGGUUUUUGAAAGGCAGGAAGAACGGUGUGUUAGAGGUGGAGUUAAAUUUAGUUGAAUUCUCUUGCAAAGAGAUGUAAAUCAGUUGCCAUUCACAGUAGGACUUAACUACUGAAGGUUGCUACAUCCAUUCAGUUACAUGGAUGUUGUACUUGUUGCAGCCACUUGCACAAAAUUGUUCUUUAAAACAUUAGUACACAGCAGGACCUCGGUUGUUCACUGUUGGUCUGGAUUGCAUUUCAAAAUUUUUCUUCAACUUGGCACUUGUUAGAAAUUUGCUGCUGUGUCAUUAGCCUAAAUAUAGUGUGAGGAGGUGCAGGAGAAUCUUCUGAGUGCCAGGACUCCUAUGGCUGCUGAGUUCUGCAGUGUGUCAGUCAAUAAUCAGUUGCUAGUCAGAAGCAGCAGCUGAUGUUUCACCUCUGCCUGGUCUCAUUUCGGUUCCUGCUUCCUACAUUUUUGUGUACAGCAGGCCAAAUGGGAUAUUGCAAAAAAUUAAGUCUUUUCUGAAAUGUGACGAGUUAGUUCUUCCUGCAAACAUGUGAUUCUUUUUGCCAGCCUCUUUUCUGUUCUGCUGAGUAAUCUCACUUCCACUGGCUACUGUGGUUUCGCCAGGUGUUUGUGGAGCUAGGCUGAAGUUGGUUAACCAGUGUUACCUGUUGUGGAGUCAAGUUGGGAUCUUUGUGUUGAAGGAGACAAAAUGUGAGAUACUGUUCCUGGAGGAUACAUGCUGAUAUCCUAGUGGGCAUCCCUGUUUUUCAGUAUUUUAAUUCAUUGCUUUCUAUCAGCAGUAAUUGAGAGAGCUGGAAACAAAAGCCAAGUCACAUAUUUCAGCUUUAUGUUAAUAGGUUCAUGUGUUCUAUAGUAUAGUAACAUCCAGGGUCUUCUUUUAAGAGGCUUAACUGAGAAGUCAUGCCACAAUAAAAAGCCACAGCUUUGAAGGCUGUGGCUCCCUUCAAAAAAAUUACAAGUUAGUAGGUUCUUUUGCAAAUCUAUCUUUUUGUAGUUUUAUUUGUUUGGAAAGCUGUUCCUGUUUUUUUAAAGAAAGCUUUUUGAAGCUUAAAUUAGCAGAAGAGUGAUUGCAGAACAGUCAGAUGUGUAUGCACAUCCAUAUUUGUACAACUCUGUAAAUCUAAAAUAGGAGAUUGUGAGCUGAGUAAUUACAGACAAAAUAAACAGGACCAAUAAAACAAACUGUUGAGGCACAUGUACAGCUUCUUCUAUUUUGCAAGUGCACAACUAAAUUGGUUAUCUGCAGAUGAUUUUAAAUUAACAUUUGGGGAAUGCAAUAGACCUAAAGAGCUGUUUCCUCAUUUCAUAACAGUUGAAAAGGCAUUUCAGCAUGAGGGAAUAUUUCUUGUAUUUCUACUGUUGUAUAGACUCUGCAUGAUGUCUUUUGUAAUACAGGAUUUACUUUAAGUGGUGAUUGAUUGCAGGUGAUACAUCUAGCUGAAGAGCAUGGCCAUGCCUCUCUAAUGGUAUUGACAGCUGUUGUAACUGAAUAUCUUAGGUCUUCCAAGCUGGUACAUUUCCUUGGCAGAAUCCUGUCACUUCACAGAUGUUCACAAAUACAGUCAGAAGUGAUCUCAAAGGUUGGUUCCCAAACCUUUUGGGUUGCAUGGAUGAGCUUCAGUUAGGAUUUGACAACCAAAGUGAGUCUUAUUGUCCAGUUCUGAGAUGAAAACAUGGUUGAUUAUCAGUCAGAACAGUGGGCUGUAGAUCAUUAGGAAACAAAUUUGUUAAAAGUUUUGUCCGCAGAGCUGCUCUGUGGUUUUAAGCCCACUCAUAAAGCUCCUGUUCUGAUCUGCUUCAUUUGAGCUUCUGUGCCCAAGUAAAGGUACAACACAAAGCGCUGUAAAACCAGAGGUACUUUGUAUUCCUUCUGCAGUCCUGUUUGGAGCACAAGAGCAACACUGAUUGAAACCAGGAGCUGGAAGAAACAAAGUGUUUACUUUGUCAGCUUCACUGUUGAGAUGCAAGUCUAAAAAUGCUCACAGAAAUUAAUAUCUAGAAUAAGAUUUUUAUUUCUCUUUGCAGCUUGAUAAGUAAGGACUUUUAAAUUUGAAAACUGAAGAAUUCCAGUACUCUUGACAAAUAUUUUGGAAGUUUAUUAAAUGGGUAUGAUAGCUGUUAACACACAUUAUUUCGUUUAGCUUAUUAAACUUUUUCACUGUGAUGGUGUUUAAAGAUGCCUUUUCCUGUGUUUUCAGUAACAGUACCUGAAAUGAGAAUUGAUCAAGAUGGCAGAUGCAUGGUAACCUGUGAGGGUGUCUUCUGAAGUCAACGUGCUGUAAAGAGGGAGGGGAAAGGAGUGAUAGGGGAGGUGUGAAUGGAAUGAAGAGCUCUGUGUUAGUGCUCAGAGGUGCUACAGACCUAGGUUAACCUGAUCUAGGUAAACCUGAUCUAGGUUAUGCAAAGCAUUUUCAGUGAAGCUCAGUAACUUUGAAAAUAUUGAUAUGGGAAAGGUUUUCUGGUGUUGGUGCCACAAGGACACAGCUGUCUCUGCUGGUAAACCACACUCCUGGUUUGGGAUUCUAAUAGUGAUCAGAUCACCUGCAUUUGAGAACAUUGUGUCAUCUUAUCUAAAACUACAGGGUUCAGCUAAUGAGCGUGAUGGAUAAUCCACCUAAGAAAAGGCCUGAAUUGAAUGAAUUUUACCCUUUCUUUAUGUUAGCAACACUUUUGUGUUGUAGUACAGUGGGGGUAAUUACAAGAAUUGAAAGUUAAUUACAAAAAAGUUCUUUUCAAACACUAUCUGGACUUGAAAUUUUAUUGCUGACAAAGAGGGGGCUCCCCUAGGAUGCAGUAGCCUAUUCACCGAAGAAACUGAGCAUUUCUCCUAUAUUUCAGUUAGUGCCAAGUGAGCUCUGAGGCUAAUUAAUCAAAACAAAUUCACAAUUAAGGCCAGGAAGGAAGACUAAUUAAGUAGACAGUUAAGAAAAGUGCUGAAGAAGGGAGCAACCUUACGGGGAAAGUAUGAGACUCCCAGUACUGGCCCAUGAAGGACAAUUAAGUGAUAAUUGCAGAGGCCUUUUUACAUCUAGCAAAUGCUGCCUGCCUUUUAUUAUGGCUGAUUUUCUUAGUAGAAGCAGACAUUUGCCUGAUGAGCAGCUAAGCUCUACUACACACUUUUAAGGUAAUUCUCAGGUAAAGCAGAGAGGUUGCUGCAGCUAUAAGUUAGAACUCAGCUCCUAGGCUUGAACAGUAUUUUAGAUAGUGAAAAAGCCCCACUGUGUUUUAAAGACAAACUAAAUGUUCGCUUUAUUUCCCUCUUCAUUUUGUGGCAUACCAAGUCCAUGUUAGCAUCCUGUUUAACCUUUCAGACAAAUUACACUGAGUGAACUAUCAGAAUUUAGAAUGGCUUCAUUUUGUUCAGUUGCUCACCCCACUGAAGCUCACAGAAUCAUUACCUUGUAAUGAAAUGGCUUCUGCUGCUUAUGACCUUGUAUUGGGUUUGUAUGGCCAGGGUUUGAUAGUGGUGGGGGGUGGAUACUGGGAUGGCUUUUGUAGGAAGCCAGCAGCAGCUUCCCUGUGACAGAGCCAAUGCCAGACUGCUCCAGUGCCAACCUGCCGCUGGCCAAGGCUGAGCCCACCAGAGUUGGUGGUAACUAUGCCGUGGUAACAUUUAAGAAUGAAAAAAAUGCUACUGUGCAGAAGUUAUUAUUGCCAGAGAAGAGAAGAGUGAGGAUAAGUGAGAGAAACAGCCCUGCCCACACCCAGGUCAGUGCAGAAGGAGCCAGGAUGAGAUCCAGGCACUGGAGCUGAGAUUCCCCUGCAGCCUGAGACAGUAAUGGGUGAGUGAUCUCUGCCUGUCCUCAUCUCGACCCAGGAGCCUCUCCUUGUAUUUCCUCUCGCCUGUCCAGCUGAGUGAGGAGAGUGACAGCAACUUUGGUGGGCACCUGGCAUCCAGCCUGGGUCAGCCCACCGUCCUGCACUCAUGCUGCAGGAUGCAUUUGUGGGUUUUGCUGGGAAAAAAAGAGGAGGAACCUACAACACUGGUAUUGUUUUAACUGAAAAUAUUUAAAAUGUUCUUCUGAAGAACUUUUUAAGUUAGCAAAGCUAAUCUCUGAUGAGAUGCUGAGGUGUUUAGAUGAGGUACAAACCCCAGAUUUCCUGCAUCCCUUCUUGCUUGUUUCCAUUGAACUGUGAUGCUAAUGAAAUACAAAACCUCUCUUAAUUUAUUUGAUUUAGCAUGGGCUAUAGAUUUGCGUAAGUGUUCCCUUUUUUUCCCACCUCAUAUCUGGAACUUGAAUUAUUACAGAAAUUACAGUGGAGAGGUCACCUCAAGUAUAUAUUGAAAUGUUGAUGAUAAUUUCCUUUUUUUCAUUAAAUUCCGUGUUAUUACUGUGCCACUGUGAUGUACUGUGUCUUUAUAGGCAAGUUGGCAGUUGUCUUCUUGAAGUAUCUGCCCCAAGUUCACUUUUGUCUCCUUUUUUUUCUUCCUUCUCUUGGAACAGGCUGCAGGAUGAGGCAUUCACCUGCUGCUGUUUCAGCUCAGCUGUUUCAUCAAGUUUCAAUCUGCUCCUUCAUUUUUUGUCUUGCUGCCUAAACUAAUUUCCUGCCCUAUUUGGAUGCAUUUUCCUUACCAAAGCUUUCUUUGCUGUCUUUUUGCCACUUGCAAGGAUUGAAUAAUUUUUUAGCUCAGUUCCAGGUGUUUGAAUUAUUUCAGAGGUGUUCUUGUGCCUGAAGGUUCUUUGCUACCUCUCCUGCAAGUUUUGUAUGGGGCCUGGCAUAGCUUUCAGUUUUCACCCUCAGAGAGGUGAUGCAAAGCUUUCUUUGGCCUCUGUUCUUUGAAGGACUUUUGUGUAGUUUUAAUCCCAAGAAGGUUGGCUUAGGAUGUCACUGGCAAGGUGUUUGUAUUGUCAUCAUCUGCUGUUUUCUUGGCUGCAGAAGCAGAACUGAGACUGCUUCAGGCCCACUUGGUUGCCCUUGAACCUCGUCCAUCUGCUGAGGCUGGCUCUGCAGUGCUGUAAGAAUCCAUCCUAGCACCAUUCCCCAUGGCCAGACUUACCCUGGAGCACCGUAGUAUUGUGCUGUUUGCUCCUCUUAGAGCACUAAUUCAGCGUGCUGGUGACUUCCUUUGCCUUGGCACAAUCUUGAUGUGUGUCUGCCAUCACUUAGGCACCACGCCAUACCCUGAUUUUGUGUUGGCAGGCUAGUCCAGGCAUUCACCUGCUCUCACAUCUUCAUGCCUCUUGCCAGUGGGAAUGCCGCCUGGCACCAGCUGGUUUUGGCACAGAGGUGUGCCCACUGCUGCAUGUGUGGGUGUGGAUCUCUCAUGUGCCCUCUCACACCCUCUUGCUGCUUGACUUUUCUGGUAAAUUCCAGGAGAAAGUAAUCUUCCAGGUUUUUAGUGUUUCUGCAGUGUCUAAGGAGCCUAGACUGAAAGAGAUGUGUUAGGUGGCCCCUCAGAAUCAGCUUCAUACAUUUCUCUUGGAGAUGGGGCUGAGACCUGGUCAAGCACAUGUGACAUAGCCUUCCAUGUGGAACAGUUCUGUCCACAGAGUCCAGAUCCCGUCAUCUCUGUUUUGCCAUUCUUAGUGCCCUGGGUGGGAGUGUGUGUUUGCAAAGCACAUCAGAGUGUUGGUGUGCACACUUGGCAUCCUCAUUCUUCUUGCUGUGGUUACUGCAGAGAGGUCAAGAGCUACAGAAGAGAUCAGGAAACACAGGCUUGUGUCAGUGGAAAGUGCUUAUCUGAAUCCAAGGCAGCCAGCUCUUGAUGGUCAUGCUUGAGCAGAAGUGUUGGAUCAAAUGGCUUCCAGAGGUCCCCUCUGCCCUCAGACAUCCUGUGAAGUUGCAACCUGCUCUUCUGUAAGUUUAGUUCAUGCUUUUUUGGGGAAAACCCUUAUUUCUGUACCCCUAAAGUGGAGAGCAGUCUUCCAUGCCACACCAGUAUUGCCACCAGCGUGUGGGGUGUGCCUGAGCCCCAGCCACUGCCAUUCCUUUCUCCACGCUAAAGGACAAAACAGGCGCAGUAAGUAGAGUCACAAGUGUCAGCUUUAACCUUAUCGCCUUUCUGUCUUUGCUCUAAGGAGUCCCUCUAGGGCAGACACACACCUUGGUUUGAUGAGAAGCCCACUGCUCAGGUUGGGUGAAUUAGCUACCACUUUUCUGCACAUACACCCCGAAACAUUUUGCUGUAUUUGUAUAGUGGCUUAUUAUUUUCACCUGCAGGUCUUAACAGCAUUCUUUAUUCUGUGCAUGGGCUUUAAACCAGUUGAAAAUUUGACAUCUUGCAUAGUCCAGGCUAUCAAGUGUCUGCUUUUGCCAUAUAACUCUACAUGAGGAGUAGCAGUACUCAGCUGUCACUUGAUGUGGGGAAUUGCAUCAGUUAUUAUUCUCUCAGCAAGCAUUUUAGUUCGUAGUUAUUUUCCCUACUGUCAGCAGCUUUUUGUGACCUUUGGAACUGCAGACCAGAGAUUGUGAAGCAUUUGUGUAAACCCAAGUUAAAGGGAAUUCAAAUACACACAAGAUCUUUAUAAAAAUAACAAGAAACUUACAUGCACAUUAACUACUGAGGCCUCUUGGUCCUUCACAAGAUAUAAUUUGUACUUGAAAUGGCUUGGGAGAAUUCCUGGAGAGCAAGUGUCAGUGCCACAACCAGGUGUGGCUUUGACAGCUCCAGGUUUUGCACAGAUGAGCACAUUUGUCAGAGACCACUAUUAGUGAAAUUAAAUUAGGCUAAUGUGCUCUUUUGAGCAUAAUUGAAAUAAUACUAAUGUUUUUAUUGAUUUGCCACUGGAGUAGGUGAAUGUUGUGAUGUCCUUGCUGCUGUGAGUACAAUUUGCAGUUGUUCCACUUUACUGUCUUGUAACUCCCCAAUAUUAUGGCAUAGGUAGGCCUAUUUUUUAACUGUGUUAAUUUGAACUAAUUGCUGGGUUUUUUUAUAAUUUAGAGGAAGAGCAAGAAAUGUGUUGAUGGACACCUCUUCCCCAUAACUUUACCUGCAAAUUGAAGAUCAUCUAAUGCAGAAGCGUUCUAAAGAACACUGAACAUUUUCAUCGGACACCCCAGUUUUAGGGGCAUGUUGUUUCAUUGAUCUUAAAGAUCUUUCUUCAGUGUAAAUGGUAAAUACAUAGUUUGUUAUGAAUUUUCUUUUGUAUCAAUAAAUAUUAAGUAAUGCAAAUCAGUUUUAAUUUCUUUGUUUUUAAAUAAUUUCAGAAUCAGUUUUCUAGCAUUCCAUGUGGUUUUGAAAAUGCAGAUAAUUGCAUGAGUUUGACUUGUAAAUAUUUGUGAAUAAAUAUGUGUGUUAUCCUGA
This is a messenger RNA of Zonotrichia albicollis (white-throated sparrow), 12561 nucleotides long. It is a transcript of the gene CENPC, whose product is annotated as centromere protein C. The record is from RefSeq and is a predicted model, not a curated record. Gene Ontology annotation, biological process: kinetochore assembly; attachment of mitotic spindle microtubules to kinetochore; spindle attachment to meiosis I kinetochore. Gene Ontology annotation, molecular function: centromeric DNA binding. Lineage: Eukaryota; Metazoa; Chordata; Aves; Passeriformes; Passerellidae. Gene Ontology annotation, cellular component: kinetochore.